CCCAGAUUGCCUUCUGUCUUGCUCCUUUCUUACCUCACCUUCUUAGUCGCCGCCACAGCGUUCAGCUUUUCCACUUGCCGCGCCGAUCGCACUAGAAACGACCAAGCUAGGCACGUCAUCGACACCAUGUCCAUCACCGCAUCCAAAGCGGCGUCUCGAUUGUUCGUUGGCAAGCUACAGCCAGAAAGCACGGCGCUUCUGCUUUGUGAUAUGCAGGAACGGUUCCGUCCCUUGAUACACAACAUGGAAACCGUAGUCAACACCUGUCGCUACAUGACUUCCGUCGGAAAAGCUCUCAACGUACCGGUUCUCGCGACACAGCAGUAUACCAAAGUCUUUGGUGAGACCGUUCCCGACUGUUUCGCCGACCCGCAAGACCUGCAAACAAUACCUAACUUCGACAAAAAGAAAUUUAGCAUGUUGACGGAAGACGUCGACAGGGUCUUGGACGAGUGGAAAAAAGACACGUACAUUAUUAUGGGUAUUGAAGCACACGUAUGCGUCCAGCAGACUUGUCUAGAUUUAUUGGAACGUGGAGCGAACGUGCAUGUGAUUGCCGACGCCGUCAGUUCGCAGCAGGCCUACGAUCGGGAAAUUGCUCUGCAACGCCUCCAAGCGGCGGGAUGCUUUUUGACGACGGCCCAAUCGGCCGCCUUUAUGCUCCUGCAGUCGGCGGAUCAUUCAAAUUUCAAGGCCGUCAGCAAACUGACGGUGGAGCAUAUGAAGCUGCCGAACGAAUUCAAUCUUGCGCUUACGAAGUAGCGCUAAAGCUUGCGCACUACCUAUGCACUUACACAAUCAACGAAUAGCUCUAGCUACUUACAAAGCAUCAUUUUCUUAAGUGUUUCCCUUCUUUUGCAUGGCUUGAAUAACUAAUGAAAAUUCAUCUAGCCGA
Phaeodactylum tricornutum CCAP 1055/1 is the source of this 895-nucleotide messenger RNA. RefSeq lists its product with no specific name. The transcript has a single exon. The record is from RefSeq and is a predicted model, not a curated record. Bases 127 to 762 code for a protein of 211 amino acids. NCBI's taxonomy places the organism in Eukaryota, Bacillariophyta, Bacillariophyceae, Surirellales, Neidiaceae.